Elgaria multicarinata webbii is the source of this 1042-nucleotide messenger RNA. RefSeq names its product triosephosphate isomerase-like. The transcript is spliced from 2 exons. Gene Ontology annotation, cellular component: cytosol. Gene Ontology annotation, biological process: glycolytic process; gluconeogenesis; glycerol catabolic process. The record is from RefSeq and is a predicted model, not a curated record. NCBI's taxonomy places the organism in Eukaryota, Metazoa, Chordata, Lepidosauria, Squamata, Anguidae. Bases 1 to 906 code for a protein of 301 amino acids. Gene Ontology annotation, molecular function: triose-phosphate isomerase activity.
AUGUCGAUUUUCACUCGGCGUAUCAAAGAACAGGAAGCUGAGCAUCAGAAACUGAGGCUCGAAAGCUCUUGGAGAUUUACAACAGAAGAGUUGGCUGCGCUCUUUGACCUUCUAGUCUCUUCUGCAUCCAGCGACGCGGCGGCCCGGGCACCAGCGCCGCCACCACCACCACCACCACCACCAUCAUCAUGGCACCCAGGAAACGGGGACAAGAAGAGCCUGGGGGAGCUGAUCCAUACCCUCAACGGCACCAAGAUCCCUGCAGAGACGGAGGUGGUUUGUGGUGCCCCCUCCAUCUACCUUGACUUUGCCCGCCAGAAGCUUGAUGCCAAGAUUGGUCUGGCUGCACAGAAUUGUUACAAGUUAUCCAAGGGCGCCUUCACGGGAGAAAUCAGCCCAGCCAUGAUCAAGGAUGUCGGUGUCACCUGGGUGAUCUUGGGACACUCUGAGCGAAGGCAUGUCUUUGGCGAAUCGGAUGAGCUCAUCGGGCAGAAGGUGGCCCACGCCUUGGCUGAAGGUCUUGGUGUCAUUGCUUGCAUUGGUGAGAAAUUGGAUGAGCGAGAGGCUGGCAUCACAGAGAAGGUGGUGUUUGAACAGACCAAGGCCAUCGCUGAUAAUGUGAAAGACUGGAGCAAAGUAGUUCUUGCCUAUGAACCAGUUUGGGCCAUUGGAUCUGGUAAAACUGCAACUCCCCAGCAGGCCCAGGAAGUUCAUGAGAAGUUGAGAGGCUGGCUGAAGAGCCAUGUGUCUGAUGCUGUUUCACAAUCAACACGAAUCAUCUAUGGAGGUUCCGUCACUGGUGGCAACUGCAAAGAACUGGCCUCCCAGCAUGACCUGGAUGGUUUCCUUGUUAGUGGCGCCUCCCUCAAGCCUGAAUUUGUGGAUAUCAUCAACGCCAAGCACUGAGACCUACUCUGCAGAGUCUGAAGUGUGGGGGUGGUUUGGAAUGGCAGGGGAAUGGCACCCAUCAUGGUCUGGAGAUAAAUACUGUAAAACGAUACGCCCACCCUCUGCACUGAAGUAAAAUGGUCUUGCCCUCAAA